GCGAUAGCCAUUCCACACACAAGUCAUCAUGUUCCUCUCUCGCGCAGCCAAGCGGGCCUGCUGUCUGGACUCGCGCCUUCUGCCGCCGACCUUCUUGCUCCCCUUCACAGCGCAAUUGAGCAGCGUCUCACACACUACCGACGCAUCAAACACUCCCGAAGUGCUACUCAACUCUUCCGCCGCAAAAGUCGAUACUCCCCCCAAGUCGACAACUACCACAUCCGCUUCUCCUGCAGCCAGCAAUGCUCCAGCAUCAGCACCCAAGCUACCCACACCGUCUCAAUCGCCCCCAGCCUUGAGCGAUUCCGUCCGCGAACUAUUGCCCGUCCUCCGCGCUCAAGGUCCUCACUACAUCACCGCACACAUCUAUGACCGCCCCUACCUCCUCACCGAGGGCGAUACCCUCCGCGUACCUUUUCUCAUGCACGGCGUCCAACCCGGCGACAUCUUGCGCUUGACCCACGCCUCAUCACUCGGCUCACGGGACCUGACUCUCAAGGCCGGCGCCCAACCUGGCUCUUCUCGCUCACCCACCGCCUCCACCAUCUCUGUCGUUGACCCCACACCCGGCAGUGUUUUGACCAGCGAGGGUAGAAAGAUGCCCGAGGGAGGCCACUUUGUGCCGCACUUGGCAAAGGGCAAGCAUAUCUACAUCGACGACAGGCUGUUUGUGUGCAGAGCCACUGUCAUGGGCACCGAGGCUGAGCCCAUGCGUAUCAAGGAGAAGACAAAGCGUAGACAAAGGAGGGUCAAGACUGUCAAGAGCAAGCACCGAUUUACUGUUCUCAAGAUCAAGGAGCUCAGGAUAAAGGGGCUGGACGAGGUUGAGAGUGGUGUCGAUGCUUAGGUUAUUGUUGUUGGACAUGUGAGUUUAUGACAAGGGAACACCUGGGUUUGGGUUGGACUGAUGUCGCCCAGAAUUUGGCCAGGGAUCAGCAACCAGGCCGUUCUGUAAAUCACCAAAUUUGUACAAGAUAUAUUUCUUCUUCC
Messenger RNA from Aureobasidium pullulans EXF-150, 990 nucleotides. RefSeq lists its product as uncharacterized. The coding region runs from base 29 to 847 and encodes 272 amino acids. The transcript has a single exon. The record is from RefSeq and is a predicted model, not a curated record. NCBI's taxonomy places the organism in Eukaryota, Fungi, Ascomycota, Dothideomycetes, Dothideales, Saccotheciaceae.